Orycteropus afer afer is the source of this 4350-nucleotide messenger RNA. RefSeq names its product phospholipase B1 (gene PLB1). Gene Ontology annotation, molecular function: A2-type glycerophospholipase activity; retinyl-palmitate esterase activity; phosphatidylcholine lysophospholipase A1 activity. Lineage: Eukaryota; Metazoa; Chordata; Mammalia; Tubulidentata; Orycteropodidae. Gene Ontology annotation, cellular component: brush border membrane. Gene Ontology annotation, biological process: phospholipid metabolic process. The record is from RefSeq and is a predicted model, not a curated record.
AUGGGGCUGCAGCCAAGCAUUUUUCUCCUGGGGCUGCUGCUGCUGCUUCUAGGGCAAGGGACCACCCAGUCCCUCAGUGCUCCUGAAAGGAACACAUUGGAAGAGCAGCUAUGGCCAGAGUUGCAGUCCUUGAGGAAUUUUCCAUUUCCAUGCAAGCCAGAGAAGCCAGGAUCCAAAGCCCCUUCUAAGUCAGUUCAUUCUCUGAGGCCUUCUGAUAUUAAAGUUGUGGCAGCCAUUGGGAAUCUGGAAACUCCUCCAGACCCUGGGAUGGUCGACCUGAAGAAGCAAACAUGGUCUGAAGAAAAGCCGCAGCAGGCGUGCAUGCUAGUGACAGCCCUUUCAGAUGUCAUCAGACAUUUCAAUCCCUCGGUUCUGAGGCCCAUGUGUCCUCCUGGGAAGAGUGUUGUGCCCCAUGACGAUGCUGAAGACUUGUGGAUUCAGGCCAGAGAACUGGUGAGAAGCAUGAAAAAGAACCUGCAACUCAACUUUCAGAAUGACUGGAAGCUCAUCAAUGUGUUUUUCAGCAACAUGAGCCAGUGCCACCUGUGUCCCUCCACCCAACAGAAAAGCCAUGUGAUGGACAGCAUGAACAAGCUGACUCGAAUGCUGGACUACCUGCACCAAGAGGUCCCCAAUGCAUUUGUGAACCUGGUGGAUCUCUCUGAAGCUAUGGGAGUUUCUCACUGGCAUCAGGGCACUAGGCUCAGCCCCCCCGUAGAAUCCUGCAGAUGCAUAAUGGAGACUUCAAAGUUGUCCAGGGUUGUAAGGCAGUGGUUGUAUCAGGAAACUUGGGAGAAGCUCCUGGCCUCUAGCAAGUAUAAUGAUCAGAAGUCCUUCUCAGUUGUUUUCCAGCCUCUCUUCUCUGAGACAGCCCUAUCACCCCUCUCGGAGGACCCAACACUCCAGGAUCCCACCACACUUGCCCUGAACCUCUGGAAUAACAUGAUGAAGCCAGCAGGAAAGAAGGAUGAGCCAAUCAGUGCAAAAGAGAGGAGGCUAAUGAAAUGUCCCACUCAGGAGAAGCCCUAUCUAUUCACCUACAGGAACAGUAACUACCUGCUCAGCUCAUCACAACUUCAUAAGAUGGCUGAGGUGAGAGAAGGAGCACAAGUCAGCUGUCCUGACAAGGAUCCCUCCAACCUGAUUCCAACCUCAGUUCAUAGGCUGAAGCCUGCUGACAUCAAGGUGAUUGGAGCCCUGGGCGACUCUCUCACAGCAGGUAACGGAGCUGGAUCCAAGCCUGGGAACAUCUUGGAUGUCUUGACCCAGUAUCGAGGCCUGUCCUGGAGUGUCGGCGGAGAUCAGAACAUAAGCACAGUCACCACUCUGGCAAACAUCCUCCGGGAAUUCAACCCUUCCCUAAAGGGCUAUUCUACUGGCACUGGGAAAGAAAACCGUCCAGGAGCCUUCUUCAACCAGGCGGUGGCAGGAGACCGAGCUGAGGAUUUACCUGUCCAGGCCAGAAGGCUGGUGGACCUGAUGAAGAAUGACACAAGGAUAAAUUUUCAGGAUGACUGGAAGAUAAUAACCAUAUUUAUAGGAGGCAAUGACCUCUGUGAUUUCUGCAAUGACCCGGUUCGCUUUUCUCCCCAGAACUUCACCGGCAACAUUGCGAAGGCUCUGGACAUCCUCCACGCUGAGGUUCCUCGGACUUUUGUGAACCUGGUGCUGGUGCUGGAGAUCAUUGGCCUGAGGGAGCUAUACCAGGAGGAGAAAGUCAGCUGUCCAAGACUGAUCCUCAAGUCUCUGUGUCCCUGUGUCCUGAAGUUUGAUGAUAACUCCACAGAACUUGCCAGCCUCGUCGAAGUGAAUAAAAAGUAUCAGGAGGGGACCUACCAGCUGAUUGAGAGUGAGCGAUAUGACACGAGGGAAGACUUUACAGUGGUUGUGCAACCGUUCUUUCAAAAAGUGAACAUGCCAAAGACCCCGGAGGGGUUGCCAGACAGCUCUUUCUUUGCUCCUGACUGCUUCCACUUCAGCAGCAAGGCUCACGCCCGUGCAGCCAGCGCCCUGUGGCGAAACAUGUUGCAACCCGUCGACCAGAAGACAGCACAGCACAAUUUUGAAAACAAGAUCGAUGUUACAUGUCCAGACCAGGUCUCUCCGUUUCUGGGCACAUACAAGAACAAUGUACAGGAUCAUGGGAGCUGGCUGCUGUGUAGGAAUAGAACUCCUUCUGUCUCACCCCCCACCUCAGUGCAUGCCCUGAGACCCGCAGAUAUUCAAGUUGUGGCUGCUCUGGGGGAUUCUCUGACAGCUGGCAAGGGAAUUGGCUCCAAACCAGAUGACCUUCCCGAUGUCACCACACAGUAUCGGGGACUCUCAUACAGUUCAGGAGGGGAUGGCUACCUGAAGAAUGUGACCACAUUACCUAAUAUCCUUCGGAAAUUUAACAGAAACCUCACAGGCUAUGCAGUGGGCACGGGUGAAGCCGAUGACACAAAUGCAUUCCUCAAUCAGGCUGUUCCUGGAGCAAAGGCUGAGGAACUUGUGCACCAAGUCCAUACUCUGGUACAGAGGAUGAAAGAGGACCAUAGAGUAAAUUUUCACGAAGACUGGAAGGUCAUCACUGUGAUGAUUGGUGGCAGUGAUCUCUGUGACUACUGCACGGAUUCGAGUCUGUAUUCUUCAGCCAACUUUUUUGACCAUCUCUGCAAUGCUUUGGACAUCUUGCAUAGAGAGGUACCCAGAGCCCUGGUCAACCUCGUGGACUUCAUGAGCCCCAGUGUCAUGCGGCAGGUGUUCCUGGGAAAUCCAGACAAGUGCCCAGUGCAGCAUGCCAGUGUUCUGUGUAACUGUGUUCUGAGCCCACGUGAGAGCUCCCAAGAGCUGGCCAGGUUGGAGGUCAUCACCCAAGCUUACCAGGACAGCAUGCGCGAGCUGGUGGAGUCGGGCCGUUAUGACUCACGGGAGGACUUCUCUGUGGUUCUUCAGCCCUUCUUCCACAACAUUAAGCUCCCAGUCCUGAAGGAUGGCCGCCUGGAUACAUCCUUCUUUGCCCCAGAUUGCAUCCAUCCGAGUCAGAAAUUCCACUCCCAGCUCUCCAGGGCCCUUUGGGUCAAUAUGCUUCAACCGCUAGGAAGAAAAACGAAUACCCUGGACCUGACAGCAGCUAUCUCUCUCUCCUGCCCUACUCAGAAUGAGCCCUUCCUGAGAACCUACCGGAACAGCAACUACACAUAUCCCACCAAGCCAGCCAUUGAGAACUGGGGCAGUGAAUUCCUGUGUACGGAAUGGAAUCCUUCUAACAGUGUUCCCACCUCGGUUCACAAGCUCCAACCAGCAGACAUCAAAGUGGUGGCCGCCCUGGGCGACUCGCUGACUACAGCAGUGGGAGCCCGACCAAGCAACUCUAGUGACCAACUCAUGUCCUGGAGGGGACUCUCCUGGAGCAUUGGAGGGGAUGGGGUGUUGAAGACCCACACCACACUGCCCAACAUUCUGAAGAUGUUCAACCCUCACAUCCUUGGGUUCUCUACUGGUACCCAGGAGGAGACAGCAGGGCUGAAUGUAGCAGCAGACGGGGCCAGAGCUCGGGAUAUGCCAGCCCAGGCUCGGGACCUGGUGGAGCGAAUGAAGAAGAGCCCAGAAAUCAACCUGGAGAAAGACUGGAAGUUGAUCACACUCUUCAUUGGGGGCAACGACUUGUGUCAUUACUGUGAGAAUCCGGAGGCCCAUUCAGCCCAAGAGUACAUUCAGCACCUCCAACAAACCCUGGACAUCCUCCAUGAAAAGCUUCCAAGGGCUUUCAUCAAUGUGGUGGAGGUCAUGGAGCUGGCUGACCUGUAUCAGAGCCAAGGAGGGAAAUGUGUCAUGCCUCUGACAGCUCAGGGUAACUGCACUUGCCUCAGAGGUUCCCAGAAGAACUCCUCAGAGAUGCAAAAACUGAAGCAACUGAACUGGAACUUCCAGAGCAGUGUCUCCAAGUUCUCCUACCAGCAUCGCUACAUGCAACGGGAAGACUUUGCAGUUGUUGUGCAGCCCUUCUUCCGCAACACUCUUGUCCCACUGAAUGCUAGAGGGGAUGCUGACCUCACCUUUUUCUCAGAGGACUGUUCCCACCUCUCAGAACGUGGUCAUGCUGAGAUGGCCAUCGCACUCUGGAAUAACAUGCUGGAACCAGUGGGCCAUAAGACAACCUCCAACAACUUCACCUACAGCCGAACCAAACUCAAGUGCCCCUCUCCUGAUCAUCCCUACUUCUACACCCUGAGGAAUAGUCAGUUACUUCCAGACCAGGCUAACGAACCCUCCAACAUGCUAAACUGGGCUGUGCCAGUGGCAGCAGCACUUGGUCUUGUGGUUGGAGUCGGCAUAGUGAUGGCAUGGAGAGCCAUAAGAGGUUGCUAG